AUGGUUCAGGUCAUCGAGAAGUAAGUGGGAUUAAUGAUAUCCUUUGAAUCUCUCUCCCCCGUCCUCCCUCGCUGUCCGCAAAGUGCUAACGCCUCUGAAAGCUCCGAGGAUUACAAGAAGGCUAUCAAGAACAAGGUCGCCAUCAUCGACUGCCAUGCGGUCUGGUGUGGUGAGUGAAACUGAUGCAAACCUUCUGGUAAUGAUUGACGCUACGAUAUGCUGACAUCAUUUGUAGGUCCCUGCAAAGCCAUUUCUCCAAUCUUCGAGAAACUCUCCUCUGAUGUCAAGGGUGUUGAGUUCUUCAAGAUGGACGUUGACGAAGUUCCUGACGUUGUUGCUGAACUGGGUAUCCGUGCCAUGCCCACUUUCCUCUUCUUCGAGAACGGGAAAAAGGUUAAUGAGUUUGUCGGUGCCAACCCGAGAGGCCUUACGGUCCGUGCUCCGCAUCUAAUUUUGUGGUUUUUCGAGACCAACUAACAUUUUCUGAAACAGAAUCUUGUCUUGGCCUACCAUGAGAAGCCCAAGGCUGAGGAGGAGAAGCCCGAGGCCGAAGGGGAGAGGCCCAAGACCGAAGAGGAGAAGCCCAAGACCGAAGGGGAGACCACCCCCGCUCCUGCCACUUCCCAGUAA
Tuber aestivum (summer truffle) is the source of this 630-nucleotide messenger RNA. The record is from the annotation of a GenBank genome assembly. NCBI's taxonomy places the organism in Eukaryota, Fungi, Ascomycota, Pezizomycetes, Pezizales, Tuberaceae.